AUGGGUGGCAACCAGCUGCUGAUGGGUGGUAACCGGCUGCUGGUGCGGUGGGAGCGGCACGCUUCCGGCGUGCUGGCGCACCUGCGGCGCCUGCUGGCCGCCGAGGCGUUCGUCGACGUCACCCUCUGCUGCCAGGGCCGCCGCCUGCGCGCGCACCGCGUGCUUCUCUCUGCUUGCAGCCCCUACCUGCAGCGCAUACUACUAGAGCACCCAUGUGGCGCGGGCGAGUCGGUGACGGUGAUCCUGCACGACGUCAGCCAUGAGGAUAUGCGCCGCCUGCUGGACCUCAUGUACACCGGAAGCACCGAAGUUCCGGGCCACGACCUGUCGCGCUUUCUGUGCACCGCUAAGGCGCUCGACGUCAGUCUGCUACGAUCGGCUGCACUACAGAUUUGUGAAGUCGCCACCUCACCUGCAGAACCCGACAGACAACCCACCCCCGCCACCACACCCGCAGUAGCGCCAUCACUACGGAAAACGCCGCCAGACUCUGUAGCGCCGUCUCCAAAGGAGCCCAGCCAGUGGCCACUAAUGGCCCCACAACUUCGUAGCACUGACCCUGCGGUCCACUGGCAGCAGGCACCACAUACAGGUCCGCCCAUGCUGCCGCUGGCGUGUCGGAGCCCUCUGAUGCCGCCGUCCCCGCCGCCCACAAUGGCCCAAAGCUCCAACCAAGCUGCUGGCGAGCUCGCGUCGCAGGAGCAGCUGUUGCGAGAGCGCCAUGUCUGCACCCCACCGCCCAAUGUUACCUUCGUCAGCAAGUCGCCGGGGACCGCGAGCAUGAGCCGACAUGUCCAACCAAAACAGCAGCACGAGGCCUCCAGAGCAUCGUCAACAUGCCAGCACGUGCAGGAGGAGGACAGCUUUCGCCUGAAGCGGUUGAUGGGCGUAGUACAUGCAGAUAAGAAGACACGCCCAGAAACUAAUAACAUCAACAGAAGCAGCAGAAGCGUUAGCGGCAAACCCUGUGGGGCGAAGGCCGUGACGUCUCUUCAGCAGCUGCAACAGCACCAGAGUGAUGCCCCUGUUGAGCACCAGCCACCACCAUCUCCACCACCUCUCUGUAUUCCUCCACAGCAGAGCGAUCAUCUCAAUCCCGCGGUGCCACCUCUCCCGCAAUCACAACCGCUCCCGACGGCACCAUCACACUCAUUAUUACCAUCAAAGCUUCCAGCGCACUUCCAGGAACUCAAGCAGCCAAAUCCACAACAGAUGCAGCUUCCGCGCCGUCGACGACAGCAGCCUCGAGACUUGCCAGAAUCUUCCCAGAGACCUGAAGAUCCGCCAGCAAAUCCAACUUUAUCCUGUGAAGCAGCCACCGAGCUGCAGAGGAAUUACGAGUGUGAAGACUGCAGCAAGCUCUUUGCCACCAAGGCGUCUCUGAAGGUGUGCAGUCUUUUUUGCUGGACUUCGCCAUUUUGCGAGUAACUCUCAUAAGGGCUUAUAUCUGUAUCUCUUUUUACCCAUUAUUUUUAUUUACUUCCUUACGA
Molecule: messenger RNA, 1490 nt
Organism: Schistocerca serialis cubense
Lineage: Eukaryota; Metazoa; Arthropoda; Insecta; Orthoptera; Acrididae
Product: proline-rich protein 36-like
Exons: 4
Coding region: 1-1428 (475 amino acids)
Biological process (GO): regulation of transcription by RNA polymerase II
Cellular component (GO): nucleus
Molecular function (GO): protein binding
Source: RefSeq, a predicted model, not a curated record